AAUGCUUCUUUAAAUCUUCAAAAUCAAAGAAGCCACAUGGGAAAUUUAUGUACUGAAUGUGGGAAAUGUUUUCUUAAGAAAUCACAUCUUCUUAAACAUCUAAAAAUUCAUACAGGAAAAAAGCAAUUUUCCUGUCCUAUAUGUGGGAAAUGUUUUAACUGUAAAAACAUUCUUGUUCCUCAUCAGAAAAUUCAUACAGGGGAGAAAGGAUUUUCAUGCUCUGACUGUGGAAAAUGUUUUACUCGGAAAUCAACUCUUCUUAUGCAUCAACAAAUUCAUACAGGGAAGAAAGCAUUUUCAUGUUCUGACUGUGGAAAAUGUUUUACUCGGAAAUCAACUCUUCUUAUGCAUCAACUAAUUCAUACAGGGGAGAAAGCAUUUUCAUGUUCUGACUGUGGAAAAUGUUUUAUCCUGAAAUCACAUCUUAUUAGGCAUCAGAAAAUUCAUACAGGGGAGAAAGCAUUUUCAUGUUCUGACUGUGGGAAAUGUUUUACUCAGAAAUCACAUCUCAUAACACAUCAGAAAAUUCAUACAGGGGUGAAAGGAUUUUCAUGUUCUGACUGUGGAAAAUAUUUUACUCUGAAGUCACAUCUUAGUAGGCAUCAGAAAAUUCAUACAGGGGAGAAAGCAUUUUCAUGUUCUGACUGUGGGAAAUGUUUUACUCAGAAAUCAAAUCUCAUUACACAUCAGAAAAUUCAUACAGGGGUGAAAGGAUUUUCAUGUUCUGACUGUGGAAAAUGUUUUACUCGGAAAUCAACUCUUCUUAUGCAUCAACAAAUUCAUACAGGGAAGAAAGCAUUUUCAUGUUCUGACUGUGGGAAAUGUUUUACUGUGAAAUCAGCUCUUAUUAUGCAUCAGAAAAUUCAUACAGGGGAGAAAGCAUUUUCAUGUUCUGACUGUGGGAAAUGUUUUACUCUGAAACAAACUCUUAUUAGGCAUCAAACAAUUCAUACAGGGGAGAAAGCAUUUUCAUGUUCUGACUGUGGGAAAUGUUUUACUCUGAAAUCACAUCUUAUUAGGCAUCAGAAAAUUCAUACAGGGGAGAACGCAUUUUCAUGUUCUGACUGUGGGAAAUGUUUUACUCUGAAAUCACAUCUUCUUAGCCAUCAGAAAACGCAUACAGGAGAAAAGGCAUUUUUGUGUUCUGACUGUGGAAAAUGUUUUACUCGGAAAUCAACUCUUCUUAUUCAUCAAAAAAUUCAUACUGGGGAAAAAGGAUUUACAUGUUCUAAAUGUGGAAAAUGUUUUAUCCUGAAAUCACAUCUUAUUAGGCAUCAGAAAACUCAUAUUAAAAGAAAUCAGAGUUUAACCUUCUAACUGAAGAGGAAUAAUAUGGUAGUUGUCACCCACACAAUACCAAGUGCUGAUGACUGCAUGUGACCCCCUGGGGCCUGCAGUU
This is a messenger RNA of Bombina bombina (fire-bellied toad), 1399 nucleotides long. RefSeq names its product gastrula zinc finger protein XlCGF26.1-like. Gene Ontology annotation, molecular function: RNA polymerase II cis-regulatory region sequence-specific DNA binding; DNA-binding transcription factor activity, RNA polymerase II-specific. Bases 37 to 1317 code for a protein of 426 amino acids. NCBI's taxonomy places the organism in Eukaryota, Metazoa, Chordata, Amphibia, Anura, Bombinatoridae. Gene Ontology annotation, biological process: regulation of transcription by RNA polymerase II. The record is from RefSeq and is a predicted model, not a curated record. The transcript has a single exon.